Messenger RNA from Hyalella azteca, 3186 nucleotides. RefSeq lists its product as uncharacterized. Bases 474 to 2306 code for a protein of 610 amino acids. NCBI's taxonomy places the organism in Eukaryota, Metazoa, Arthropoda, Malacostraca, Amphipoda, Hyalellidae. The transcript has 2 exons. Gene Ontology annotation, molecular function: zinc ion binding; nucleic acid binding; aspartic-type endopeptidase activity. The record is from RefSeq and is a predicted model, not a curated record. Gene Ontology annotation, biological process: proteolysis.
UAACCUUAGCUCUAAAGAAGUUGGUGGUUGCAUCUGUUGACCGUGAGACUAAAGGCAUUCUAGUUGCGCAGAUCAGGGCCUAUCUUUCUGAAAUUGAUGCUUUAGAUAACUUGAUUAAUGAAAUUUCUGAGCCUGCCAUUGAUGUACUUGAAGAGCAAUUGGAUUACGCAGUUGACGUUAGACGGAAGCUUGCAUUGUAUGACGAACCUGCCCCUCACGAUGGUCAACGUGUUGUUGAGAAGGUAGCUGAAGUCAAAUUGCCUGCUCUUCAAUGUUCCACUUUUUCUGGCGAAGGCACUACUAGUCUUGAGUAUUCAAACUUUCUCCAGCAAUUCAGUAACGUCAUUGAUUGCCGUCAAUCACUUGCUGAUGCGGCCAAAUUAACUUAUCUUAAAACCUAUUUGAAAGGGUACGCCCUCUAAAUUAUUGAUAAUCUCUCAAUUAACGAUGAAAACUAUUCCGUUGCUCUGCAAAUGCUUGAGAGAGAGUUCAUUGACCGCAAAGCCCUUGUUAACGAUUUAAUUCAGAAACUCUUUGAUCUUACUCCCAAGUUCCAUCCUGACUAUUUGGGUACCAAGAUUUAUAUUAAUGAGAUUCGAAGCACCGUUAGUGACCUUAAAAAGUGGGGCUGUGAUUUGAUGGAAGGGAGCGGUAACACUAUGCUGUCCGUUCUCAUGUUCAGUAAAUUGCCCCAUCCUGUGAAACAGGAAUUCGGACGCAGGUUUGAUAACUUCCCCUCUUGUGAUAUAAUUUUUGAUAACUAUCCUGAAGUUAUUAGAACCUUGACUCUGAAAGAUAAAUCUAGAGAUAAACCUAAACCAGAUUCAAAUGCUGUUAAACCCAAAUCAUUUCCACCUAAGCCUACGUAUCAAAACGCAGGUAUUGCCUCGCAGUCUAAAGAUUUCACACGUAAAGUUUGUAAGUUUUGCUCUGCUCCUGACCAUUCCAUGAUGAAGUGUACCAAAUUUCCAACCUUACAGAGUAGGUUAGAUAGGUGUAGGGAGUUGCAUCUUUGCACCAAUUGCUCCAGCUCCAAACAUCAGAGUCUGGAAUGUAAAACCAAGCUAGAUUAUGAUUGUGUCAUUUGCAAAAGUAAGAAUCACAUUUCUGCUUUGUGCCCCAAGUAUCAGGUUAGCCUUCAGAAGAACUGGUGUUUAAACUCGUCUUCUGGUAAGGAUGAUCAUCUUUUGCCUACCAUUACCGUCACCCUUUCUCGUGGCAAACUGUCUACUCCCGUGAGGUGUUUGAUAGACACAGGGUCCCAGAGAUCUUAUGUUAGUGCUGCUUGUUUAGAUAGGAUAGGAUUUCCUAAGGGUGCGGGUGAGAAGGAUUUUGUAGUUAGUUCUUUCCUUGAUAGUGGGGUACGUAAAUUUGCUGAAGCUAGCUUGUGUCUGAAUUUGAAUGAUGGGUUGGGCGAAUUUCAACUUCCAUUUUUGAUAGAUAGGAACUUUGCUAUAGAGUUUAGAGUAGAUUUGUUAGAUGUGGCAGUUAAUCACCUCAAGAAGUCAGCCACUCUAGCUGACGUUGCAUUUCAAAACCCUAGUAAUGUAGUAAAGCUAGAAGGACUUUUGGGUGUUGAUGCCAUCCGAUUCUUUAGAGAGUUUAGGUUAGUGCAAGUCAACAAUAAAGGUUCUGCUUUUGCUUAUUCUGGGGGCAUUAUUCCAUUUGGUAGCAUAGAUAGUCUCUUGCCCAAAGAUGUAAAGUGUCGCUCAGACCAGCUUCGACCUUCCAAGGAUAAAGCUGAAGGUAUCCCAAACUCUUCCGUCGUAAAUUUUGUGCUGAAUCCUUUAGGAGAUCAGUUCGAUCCUGUCCACAGCGUAGUACAGGAUAGUUCAGUCGAAGGUCGCUUAGACAGAUUGUUUUCUGUUGAGGCUUUAGGUCUGAAGGAAGACGAAUAUUCAGAUUACGAUGCCCAGCAAAUUGCUAAAUUUGAAUCUUCAAUUGAAAAUCGCAAUGGCGAAUAUUUCGUAGAUUUGCCCUGGAUUGAGGACAAGGUUAGUGCCGUUAGGUCUAAUUUCAGUUUAGCUAAGGCUGUUCUAGAUAGAGUCCUUAAGAAGUUGCAUUCCUCAGGUACGUUCCAUGCAUAUAAUGACGUUUUCCUCCAGCAGCUGCAGGAGGGUAUUCUUGAAGAGAUUGACCUAGAUGCUGUUGAUCCUUCACAGCAUGUAUGGAUCCCUCAUAGAGCGGUCAUUCGUACCGGGGAGCAGCUUGGGUUGGUGCCGCGUGGGAGCGUCUCAUUAGAGUCGUCAAGAGCUGCUUCUACAAGACGGUUGGGAGGCGUAAGCUGGAGUAUUUUCAAGUAUUGACGCUGUUGAGUGAUGUCACCAACUCAGUCAACUCCCGGCCCCUAACCUACGUAGACAGUGAAGACGCUGGGUUCCAUGCUCUCACCCCCAAUUCAUUCCUUAAACUGGAGACCGGGCGGAGUCUGGUAUUGCCACCUGGAGAUGCGUCUCUGGGAAGCGACCGUAGAGUCUUGGUGGCUUCACUCGAAGGCAGAGAAGAGCUGUUUGAUACCUUCAAAGAGCAGUGGUACAGCGAGUACAUCCUGUCUCUAAGGGAGGCUGAUCGUGACCGCUUCGAAGCCUCGUGGAGCGAUAACAUCAAAGUUGGAGACGUUGUCUUAAUUUCUGCUCCUGGUAAAAGUCGUCCUUUUUGGUCGAUGGGACGAGUUGUGGAGCUGUUGACUGGUCGUGAUCAGAAGACCCGCUGCGUCAAAGUCAUGAAACCUGACCGAUCGGUUGACGUCUUUUCCAUUAACCUUCUUUAUCCGCUGGAACUCUCCGCGGAUGUCGUAGCUUCGGCGUCUGGGACUGGACCAAGUCCAGCUCGUGCACCUACCGCCUCUAACGAGCGCCCUAAGAGAGCGGCUGCUGUUGAAUGUGGUAGAAAAUUAAAGCUGUGCAAUUAAAAUUGCACUUUCUUGCCGCCCGGAGUGUGUUCGAAAUUUCCACAUUCCUUAGGAUCUAAAUUGGUUCUUUUUCUCCAUGCUUAUCGUUAGGCAUGGGUUUGUAAAUAGUAAGAGUUGGCUGUAAGACUUCGUGGUGUAAAUAUCACAUUAAUGUUGCUCCGUUAGGAGUGUAUAAAGCCAUUUCUUCCUAAUUGCUAUUUAUUAUUUUGAGUGAUCACUCUUUGUUUUUCGUUUUAUUUAUUUUCGUUUAUUAUGCAUGUUCGUGCUUUCUUUGA